Letharia lupina is the source of this 2151-nucleotide messenger RNA. RefSeq lists its product as uncharacterized. Lineage: Eukaryota; Fungi; Ascomycota; Lecanoromycetes; Lecanorales; Parmeliaceae. Gene Ontology annotation, cellular component: cytoplasm. Gene Ontology annotation, molecular function: mannosyl-glycoprotein endo-beta-N-acetylglucosaminidase activity. The record is from RefSeq and is a predicted model, not a curated record. The transcript has 5 exons. Gene Ontology annotation, biological process: protein deglycosylation. The coding region runs from base 1 to 2151 and encodes 716 amino acids.
AUGCUUCCAACUGGAUUUCCUGAUUGGAGGAGAAUUGGGUGGCACGUUGGCAAGAAGCUAAGAGACAUCAUCAAUCCUCCCGCAGAUACAGGUCCAUCACGAGAAGAGCGGCGGGCACAAAGACUCCGUGAUGGACUCAAAGGUUUGGUCUACUUUGAUGACUUCGACGAGGUGGAAGCCUGGUCAGCAGAAGAUGUCGACCCAGUCCAGCAGGCCAACAUGCCCCUCUUGAAACGCUCGGCCUCUCGAGUUCAUGAUCAUGUAAGGCCUACUACCUUGGUACUGCUGUGCCAUGACUAUAGCGGCGGCUACCAUGAUUACGAAAGUGUUCGUCCACCUCUGCUGAAGGACAAACUGUACGCUUGCAAUUACCCUCAAUACGUCGAUACGUUUGUCUAUUUCUCCCACAAGCUCGUAUGUGUCCCACCGCCUACAUGGAUAAACACCAUGCAUCGCAAUGGUGUCAAAGUUCUAGGGACGUUCAUCGUUGAGCCCGGAAAACUUAAUGUUGAGCGAAUGCUGGACCAAGUGAAUGGGGAGUUCAUCAUAGCAAAACAGCUAGCUGCUAUGGCCGAUGUCUUCGGUUUCGAUGGAUGGCUGCUCAAUAUCGAAUUGGAGUUUCCCAAAUCCGUCAAAGAUCUUACAAGGAACGUUGUCUGGUAUGAUGCUUUGACUACUGAUAACGAAGUCGACCAUCAAAAUGGCCUGACCCCGAAGAACGUUCCCUUCGCUCUUACUGCGGACUUACUUUUCACGAAUUAUAAAUGGACAAUGAAAACCUUGAAGGAAGCGGACUCAACGGGUGAAGUAUAUGGACUUCAUCCAACGAAGACCCUUUUUGGUAUUGAUGUGUGGGCUCAGAACACUAACAUGCCAGGUCCGCAUCGAAUCACCUUUCCUCCGAAGGGUGGAGGAGGGACAAACACCGGGCUUGCCUUGGGCGUUUUAGCAGAGGCUGGUUUUUCCACAGCCAUCUUUGGGCCAGCCUGGACCCAUGAGCAUUUCUCCACCUCUGCGGAAUCUACUCUGUCCACCGCAGAACGCGUUGAACAUGCUCUGUGGCUAGGGAAGCGCUUACCAUCCGACCUCGGCUGCGAUUGUCACGAAGGACUGCCCCAUCAAACACGGGAGUACGUCGGGACUCCUAUUGUCAAUCACGCUUGCGAGUUCCCUGCCGGAUCGACACACUUCUUCGAAACCGACUUCAAUGGAGCUUUCCAACGAGUGGCAAAUCCAGGAGCUCAGAGUGAGAAGCAUAUUCGCCCAAUGCUUGGAUCUCAGGGACCACUGCCUCAUCUAUUACCCAUGUCGCUACCAGCGUGGGAGCAAGCGUCAGAUAGGCCUCCGACCCGUGUGCUUUAUGGAGAAUUGCCAGAUGAGGCUCCUGGAGGCCUAAUCGUGAAUACGAGGAUCAUCCGCAUGCACGAAAAGACCGCCCCUAUUGAAUCAUGGGGCUCACAUCCUCAAAGAGGAACACAUUAUCGUCUAUGCCUUUUUAAGUUGAACAUGCUUGCCGAUGAGUCACUCGCCGCUACGAUCAGGUUCAAAUGUCUUGAAGCGAGCACGGACAUAGCUCCAGGUUUCUACAUGGGCUAUAUUAUUUCAGACUCUGAGAAACUUUGUUACAUCCACGUAGAAAUAUCUUCCCCACGUUCGAACCAGGUCCAGGACAAGACGAUCAUGCUCUCUUUCCCUACCGCCGACUCGCGCCUCGUAGAAUUUGGAGUAUAUGGUCUAGGCCUGAUCGAAGACCCAAAGCCACUGGCGCUGUGCCAGAUCUUCAAUCUCACUAUCAAAACAAGAAGUCAAGCGGAAUCGUGCUGGACCAUCGUUGGCGUGAGAGUGACGAAGCGAGGCCGUUCUCCAGAUCACGAGAAAAGGCUGGCAUGGAAGUGGAGCGGCUCGGACGAUUCACGCCCAGCAUUCCUACCGUGGAGCAAGACAACGGGCCCAUUCACGUACUUUGAUGUCAUGAUUAGCGGAAAGGAGCUCGGUAGGGCGUAUUGCACGGAAUUUGCCAUCCACAGUGAGGACUUUGAUGGGUGCAAAGGUGAAGAAGUGGAGGCAGUCAUACGUGGACGCCUCUUCGGUGGUAGCGAGGUUGCCAGCUUGCCAAUACAACUAUCGAGGGAUGAGUUUGGUGUUCCUUGA